GUCGCACAAUACUGAGAAAGACGCCCUCUUUACAAACCCAAGGUUGCGCUGCUGCUGUAGGCUUUUGAUCGUGUCUCUGUUGUGUUUGAAGCCUAUUUUCUCUAGACUUGUCUGAAUAAGGAAAUGUAAUAGGAAUCCAGCACCACCGAGGGUGAGAAGUGACUCGCUCUACAACGUAGAUUACUGUAAUUUACUUCGUAAAUAAAAAAAAGUAGCUAUAAACGCACGUAUGAAUGCUUUGAUUUACCUGGACUAUUGCGGAAAGACCAAGGAAGGUGAUAGCCAACAUUUACGCACGGAUUGGGUAUUCUGAUUUUUAACCAUGGGGAAAAGAGCCGCGCUGGCGACUUACGAUAAAGAGUUCAGCUUUGUCAGCCCAGUUGUCAAAUAUCUACUUUUCCUUUUUAAUUUAAUAUUUUGGAUGAUCUCAUUGGUGUUGAUGUCUAUUGGCAUUUACGCGAGGAUGAUGAAACAUGCCGAGGCAGCCAUGGCCUGUCUAGCGGUGGACCCUGCCAUCCUGCUGCUGAUCGUGGGGGUGCUCAUGUUCUUCAUCACCUUCUGUGGCUGUGUGGGCUCCCUCAGAGAAAACAUCUGCCUCCUACAGACAUUCUGCAUCUUCCUGACUAUCAUCUUUCUGCUGCAGCUAGCUGCAGGUGUCCUGGGCUUCGUCUUCUCAGAUAAGGCACGGAAUAAAGUGAGUGAGAUUAUCAACAAUGCCAUCGUUCAUUAUAGGGAUGACAUUGACCUACAGAACCUCAUCGACUUUGGUCAGAAAGAGUUCAGCUGUUGUGGAGGUGUCACCUACACCGACUGGUCUCAGAACAUGUACUUCAACUGCACCACAGACAACCGCAGCCGAGAGCGCUGCUCUGUUCCCUUCUCCUGCUGCCUGCUGUCUAAAGAUGAGGCGGUCAUUAACACAAUGUGUGGUCAGGGGAUGCAGGAGCUGCCAUUCCUGCAGGCUGGUGCCUUCAUCCACACCAAUGGCUGCAUCGACAAGCUGGUCAACUGGAUCCACAGUAACCUGUUCAUGCUAGGGGGCAUCGCCCUGGGUCUGGCCAUCCCACAGCUGGUGGGGAUCCUCUUGUCUCAAAUUCUGAUCAACCAGAUAAAGGACCAGAUUGAGCUUCAGAACUACAACCUGCAGCACCGUACUGACCCUUGGCAGUAACCUGGCAUGAUCAGGUCCUACCUGAUCAAACUGGACCAGGACUAGGUCAUCAACCCCAGGGUCACCCAGGGGUUGUGGGAGUCUGGAAUUCUACCCCCUUCUGCUGGAUGGGGCUCAAGCUUUCAUGUAGAUGGUGUUCAUUUUCAAGGCUGCUUGAUCAUUUCAAUGGUGCAAGGACUGGCUUUGAGGCCAAAGAUUCUGGUUGGAUGAUCCACCAUUUAACAACAGUCGAGGUAGUCUGCUCUCUUUCUGCGUUCUUGACUCUCUUGCAUGUCUAUCUUUGUUCAGUAUAUAUUCUAACCAACUGAGCUACCAGAACCAACUGAGCUACCAGUGAAAUGGCUGAGAAACCAAGGUUCCGAAAAGGUCCAGAUGCCUGGACAGUGUCAAUGUGUUCUUGUUUCGUUUUAGCUUACCCAGUAUCCUGGAUGGGUGGAGUUUUCACUUUAUGACCAAUGGAAUGGUCAAUGUUGAAACUCUGCCCACCCUGUGCCCCAUGGGAGCUAAAAGGAACGCAUCUAAUCAGGAAGUACUCCAGCCAGACAGCCAAUGGAGAACUCCUCCAUUCACAGCUAUUCGUCAUUUGACUCAUCUCAAAUAUGUCACGAUCUGUAAUUUAUUGAAAAAACCCAGCAACCGGAGUCCAAACCCUGCUGAAAUAAUGUAGACUCUGUCCAGUUACUUUUUUGUCAAUGCCGUUUACAACAUUGAUCUGUUAUUUAUAUCCAUCCAGUUAUCCGCUAAUACUCUCAUAGAGUUGAGAACAAGACAAUUCUGUCGGCCCUUCUCAAAUAUGGAAGAGCAAACGCAAGUAAUGUAAUAAAGCUCAUUAGCUUUACAGUCAAUUUAGCUUGUGUAUGUUAAAUCUCCCAACUAUAGUUUGCCAUGCAUGCUAUAACAAGUUUUAUAAACUGGGUUGUUUGAUCCCUGAAGCCUUUAUUUUUACUGCGCCAAUUAUGUUGGUAACCAGUUUGAAAUAGCAAUAAGGCACCUUGAGGGGGUUGUGGUAUAUGGCCAAUAUACCACGGCUAAGGGCUGUAUCCAGGCACUCAGCGUUGCGUCUUGCAUAAGAACAGCCCUUAGCCGUGGUAUAUUGGCGAUAUACCACACCCCCUCGAGCCUUAUUGCUUAAAUAAAUCAUUGCACCUACAGCCUUUACAGUAAAGUGUUACCCAAUUGAUUUCUACACAUUUUAAGGGAUAUUACAAUUGAGUUUUACAUCAAAUCCAUUCACACAGAGUAAAUCGUUGUCCCCCCUUUACCUCCAGAACAGCCUGAAUUCUUCAGGGCAUAGAUUCUACAAGGUGUGGAGUUCAAACGUUGCUCUAUUGGUAUCAAGGGACUUAAUGUUUGACAGGAAAACAUUCCCCACACCAUUACACCACCGCCACCCGCAUGUAUCGUUGACACCAGGCAGGAUGGAGCCAUGGACUCAUGCUGCUUACGCCAAAUCCUGACUCGUUGGACCAGACAAUGUUUUUCCACUCCUCAGUUGUCCAGUGUUGGUGAUCGCGUGCCCACUGGAGCCGCUUCUUCUUGUUUUUAGCUGAUAGGAGUGGAACCUGGUGUGGUCAUCUGCUGCAAUAGCCCAUCCAUGACAAGGACCGACGAGUUGGGCGUUUCGAGAUGCCGCCUGUUAGCUUGCACGAGUUUUGUUUGUCUCACCAUUCUCGGUAAACCCUAGACAAGCCCUGUUUCUGAGAUCCUGGAACCGGCACACCUGGCAUCGACGAUCAUACCACGCUCAAAGUCACUUAGGUGACUCGUUUUGCCCAUUCUAACAUUCAAUCGACAAUAACUGAAUGCCUAUCUGCAUGCUUUAUAGAGCAAGCCAUUGACAAGGGACUCACUUUAGGAGCGACCCAUUUUCGUGAACGGGGUGGUUUACCUAAUAAUCUGGCCACUAAGUGUAUAUUUCAAGCUAAAUUGACUGUAAAUACAUUCCUUUCAAUAAAGCAUAUCUUUUGGAUAUGAAGCAUUGUGGGUAUCCAUACAGACCAAUAAUGUAAUUGUAGUUUAUUACUCACUGCUACUAGGGGAUUUCCCCAUUUGAAAGCGCAACAGAAAGGCCUGAUUUUAUAAUAAACAGUCUUAUUUUCCGUAACGCCUUUUACACAAGCACUGGCGUUUAGAUUGGCAACACUGGAGUUUACACUAAUGCUGUGACUCUCCAUAACAUAACCAUGUUGGGCCGUCGGCUAGCCCUGUUGGCAUUUCCCCUCACAGGGGUUGUGUUCAUUAGAGCACGCGACGGAAAAUGAAAUUGAGCGCUUCUUAUGGGACAAGUCCUGUUUUAGUCCGUUUUGUUCCUAAUGAACAUGACCCAGUAAGGUCCACUGGGAAUAGCAGUUAUUUUUUCUCAAAAUGUGGGUCAACAUACUGGUCAAGACUACUGGUUAGCACUGUAUUUAAACGGUACAGGUGGGUGUGGAAUUCAUUCUAGGAACUGACCCAUGUAUAAUCCUAAGAAUUAACAUUAAAAAACAAUUUUACAUGUCAAAAUUAGUUUCACAAUUCCCCUUAGGUACAGAGAGUAUUUACUUUGACUCUACAUGGUAAAAUGGUAAUUACUCUCUUAUGUAAAGACAAUAUCUUGUGAAUUCUUUAUUUGUUUCUUUGGGAAUCAUCACAACAAGCACUCCAAUCCAUGUAUCAGCUAGUUGGUUACCAAUUGUGUUGAAUUCAUGUAAUUAAUGCCAGAAACUACCCAAUGACACCAUUUCUAAUUGUCCUAAUAAACGCCAGGUAAAUAGCAGUGGAAACGGUGGUCUAAAAUGAAGUGUUACUGUAUAUUUAAGAGUCUCGUGACAUUCUUUCCCUGUAUUGUACUCCCAGAUGGCUUGUUGUGACCUGUCAGUGGGUGGGCGAUGAGGACAUAGGGGUUGAGGUAGCGUGAGAGAAAACGACAAAUGGAUAAAGGCAUAAAUGGCUACUGACCUCCAACCUCUCCAAAUGUGUCUAUAAGCUCCAGUAGGACCAUUGUGACAACAGGUUACACAACUCUAUGUUCUAUUACUGCAGUAGUAUCAAGUGAAAGCAUGUCUGUGUACGCUAUCCACAAAGACUACAUGUGUGUUCUAUAGUCAAUCAGUUUAACAAAUGUCUUUUGUUUUAUUGUCUAAUCUGCAGUUUCACAGAUUGUACCAGCCAGUGUUGCAAUACUUAACACAAGUGUAGUAUGGUCUUGCUACUGCCCACAACACAACAUGUUGAAAUAUAAAUGCAGGGGAAAUUAUAAGUGAGUUGAGUGUAUUUUUAUUUUAAAAUGUUCCAUGAUUUGGUUGCAAACACUCAUGUUCAUUCCAGGCUAGUUGGGGCUGAAAGUCUAAUAUAGCUGUGAACAGUCAGACGUCAAACAUUAAAAUGGUUCCUCUCCACCCCGUUUGGCAAAUGAAAACCUAAGCUUAGAUGCAUUCCUGGCCUGAAAUCUGAUGUGCCUGGGCUUGGGAGCACACACACUCCUGCAUGUGAAGCCCUUCUUCUCCAAACACCUUUCUGCUUUGUGCACAUGGCCCUGCAGUUGUUUUAACUAAUUGCAUGAACUAUAACAUUAUAGGCCUACAGGCCAGGUGUUCAUAAUGUCAGUGUGAUGGGGGAAGUUAUUCAGAGGCAGGCAUUGAGACAUCAGCGACAGUGUGUUCUGUAGGAAGUCGCAGGUUCAUUAACACACAGGACUUAGGCACAGUCCCUACUACUAAUAUGUAUGCGUGCGUGCGUGCGUGCGUGCGCAGAGAAAGCAAGAGAGAUUUGGCCGGGUGCUCCAGUGAGGGGCCCACGUGCUCUGUGUGUGGUCCUGGUCUCUCCCUGACUCAUUCUCAGACAGCCAUGUUGCUGUGGGUUUUAAGGAGGCCCAAUGCUUCACUCAGAGAGAACGAUGGGGAAACAUGGGGCUCCCCUCAUUCAUACAGCACAGGCCAAAAACAAAACAUCUAUUGUCAUUUCAACCAGCAGGAGGUAGGCUGUUGGAGCAUUACAUCUAAUGCACUGCCCUAUAACGGUCAGGUUAGAGAGAGACUUUGAUCACAUCACAAGCACGAAGAGGAUUGUUUGAGACUGUAUGGUGUUCUGUCUAUGUGAAUGAUGAAACAUUCAUUAAAUCUACAGUGUGGCUGUCCCAUUGGUUGAUAUAGACAGAAUCUUAAAUCUGACCAAUGUCAGUCACUUAUGGCUUCAUUUACAGUUAUCGUAUAAUCAACCUCUGAAAGUUUUCUUGGUCAGUUUGAGGUCUCAUUCGGGUGAAGAGCAGUGCUACCUUAACUGGGAGAGAGAAUCCACAUUUCCAUUAUGAGGGUCUCCUAGGAAACUGAUUUAAUAUGGACUGGGAGGAAAUAAACAAGACAAACUUUUUUUACACAUCCAAAAUGCCAUGAAGUUAUUCAUUAUUUAUAAUUCCACCAGGCCAUCCCAUCCCCCAACCAACACCCAUACAGUAGGCUGCACACUCGUUUAGAAACUGUGCAAUUUAAGCAGAGAAAAUGACAAUCUUGUCUGAUCUUUUAGAAUCAAAGUAGCCUAAGGAGUGGAUAAUUGACUUGUUUAUGUCCACGACAACAAACUUUCCCUGAGUGGCUACUGGCAUGCCGCUGGUGGAUAAACUUGCAGUUACCAUUUUUGUGGUGGUGAAUGAACAGUCUUUGGAGUGGGAUGACAAAGAAAUAUAGCCUACUGUGCUCGCAUAUUCACUAAGAUUUCAAUUGUAUGGCAAAGUGAGGCUCUAGUUUAAUCACAGAUUUGAAGUACUAUCGAAGAGACUACUGAAAUGCUUGUUCACACCAACAUAACUGAUCAGUCUGUGAUUGCAAAUCUAUUCAUUCUUAAUAGCAACAAGUGCAAAUGUAGGAGGUACGGUCAGAUGUAAGUCGUGGAGGACAAUAUGGGUCUUUGGAGAUCUUUAAAAGACUUGUUUUUGGAAAUGAACAAAGUGAGUGUCCUUAAGGUACUCCAGUUAUAUAGCCAAGCUAUCAUUUCUCAUUAUGUAUGUUAUCCUUGUGUUACAAUUUUUUGUUAAAUAUUAUUAUUUGUUUUAUUUAUGUAUUGUAUUCUGCAGUGUUGGUAAGGGCCCAUGAGUAAGCGUUUCACUGUCUACACCUGUUGUUUACGAAGCAGGUGACAAUAACAUUUGAUUGUGUUUGAUUUGACGAAUGUGUUGUGUCUGAAAUAUUGAACGGACGAUUAAAUGAAUGAACGGACGAUUAAACAAACAAGCAUAUGAUAUAAAGGUA
Messenger RNA from Oncorhynchus mykiss (rainbow trout), 6393 nucleotides. RefSeq names its product tetraspanin-33. Gene Ontology annotation, cellular component: plasma membrane. Lineage: Eukaryota; Metazoa; Chordata; Actinopteri; Salmoniformes; Salmonidae. The record is from RefSeq and is a predicted model, not a curated record.